This is a messenger RNA of Candidozyma haemuli, 1770 nucleotides long. RefSeq lists its product as uncharacterized. Lineage: Eukaryota; Fungi; Ascomycota; Pichiomycetes; Serinales; Metschnikowiaceae. The coding region runs from base 1 to 1770 and encodes 589 amino acids. The transcript has a single exon. The record is from RefSeq and is a predicted model, not a curated record.
AUGACUUCCAUUUGUGCCCUUUGUCUAGGCGACGAUACGGAAAUCCCAUCGUUUGGCACUACAAAAGAUGCUGAGGACCUUAUUAUGCCAUGUUCCACUUGUUCCUUGGUGGUUCACAAGAUGUGCCUUAUGGAGUGGUUCAACUCGCUUCCACCUUCUAAGGUGACUAGAACGUUUAGGGAUGAAACCCAGGGAGUUAAUAGAAGAGCCCGGGCGCCAACUCCAACUAAUAGUGAUAAUGGAAGUGAUAAUGGAAACAGGAGAAAUGGCGAUGUGGGUGUAUUUCCACCUGUUGAUGAAGACGACCUAGACGACCAGGGCAUGUUUAACUUCAACUCCCGCUGGGGUAGCCUUCUUGUCCAGUUUGGCACCGAAUCAUAUGUCUACACGCCUUCUUCAGAAAUGGUUGGUCUUGGUGACAACACCUCCAUCAUGCUUUCCACAGAUUGCCCUCAAUGUAAAAACAAAAUCGUCUUCAAGAUGUCUCAUUCGUCGCUCCUUGCACUCAACAGUUUAGUCAGAUCAUCUAUCAAAGACAUGGUUCUGUACCUGGGUGUCUUUAUGGGUGUAUCGGGAGCUGCCAUUGGAAUAGUGACGGUAGGAUAUGCUGGUCUCACUCGUUGUGGUGUGAACAUGCUUGAGGUAAUGAUUCCAGAAUCAAUUUUGGUCUCCUUGCUUCGAAAGAAAACACCACCAGCGCCAGGAUCAUCUUUGAGUACGGCGGUACCUCUGGCGGACCGUAUGGAAUGGGAUAUUAAUGUCUUGAGUCACUUCCGCUUUCAGCUUGUGCCUUUACUACCACUAGUCUUGUUCCGGAUGCGUUUCUCCUCGAUAUUCGGAUGCAUCUUCAAUACUUCAGCCCUGUCGAUGCUUACAGAUGUAUUCAAUGAGUUCCUUGUUUGCCAAUACGUUUCUUCUUUGGGUAAUCAUAUGCUUGCCAAAAGCUUGUAUGCUAACGUCAAGCAAGGUCUUGUUUCCGCAUGGAGAUCCCGCUCUUUGGGUUUGCUUGGCUGGACUGGUCUUACCAAAGGCAUCAACUGGUGGGAUCCUAAUAUUAUGAUUGGGUCUAUGGUGCCUGCAAGAUGGCUUUAUGACUUGUUGUUCCGUCUCACGGUUAACAAGCGCCAUUUCGAUCUUUCUAUGGCUGUGCGUCCAAAGAGCAUUGCUAACUCACUCAGUGAAAGUGAGCUUGCAAGGUACGAAACCAUCGAGAAUCGUUUAGGAAAGCUUCAUUUUGAAUUGCGGGACAAGGUCAGAAAGGCGAAGCGUAACUCUAAUUUUGUCGGUUCAACGUCACCGGUGAUAACAGCCUUGAAGCACAAGCUUCUCACAUCGCUGCUUAUAUUCAAAGAUGACUUUGCAUGGCGUUGGAUCAAGCUUAAGGUUCAAUCUUGGCUGUUCAAAUCUCUUGCGUGCCUAAAGAACGACUAUUCGUCGUCGUUACUCGUAAACCUGAGAGUCGUCACUGGUGUGACUACCUUCCUAUGGCCCUUCCUUGCGGCUGAUGUUGGCAGAAUAAUACUUACAAUGCUUCUGAGGUCGUCUUGGUUCCAGCAUGUUCCGAAGACAAAAUUGAUUCUCUUGGCUAACCUUAUAGGUAUGUUUGGAGUAACCUUCCUCAAAGACAUGUUUAACCUAUAUUUGAGUGCCCAUAAAGCAGGCCACUUAUCCAACAUGACCAUUGUCACAUCAAGAGAAAGAAGACCAAGUACAACUACAUCACCAACGCCGACACAAACGGCGUCUGUUCCAGGAGCAUUUAACCAGUAA